This is a messenger RNA of Betta splendens (Siamese fighting fish), 855 nucleotides long. RefSeq names its product trace amine-associated receptor 7e-like. Gene Ontology annotation, biological process: G protein-coupled receptor signaling pathway. Gene Ontology annotation, cellular component: membrane. NCBI's taxonomy places the organism in Eukaryota, Metazoa, Chordata, Actinopteri, Anabantiformes, Osphronemidae. The transcript has 4 exons. Bases 1 to 855 code for a protein of 284 amino acids. Gene Ontology annotation, molecular function: trace-amine receptor activity. The record is from RefSeq and is a predicted model, not a curated record.
AUGAGAGAGGGGAGGCAUCCUGUCUCCUUGUCUCUGGUGAUGGAGACACUGAAGGUGCUUGAACUCUGCUUUCCACAGCUCGUCAACUCCUCCUGUAGGAAGCACCUGCGUCCUCAGUCUGAGGCAAUGCUCACUUACUCUGUGCUGUCCUGCAUCUCUUUACUCACUGUGUGUCUCAACCUGCUGGUCAUCAUCUCCAUCUCCCACUUCAGGCAACUCCACACUCCCACCAACCUCCUCCUCCUCUCUCUGGCUGUGUCUGAUUUCAUUGUUGGUCUUGUUGUGAUGCCGUUUCAGAUCCUAUUAACAGAGCCCUGUUGGCCCCUUGGUGACCUGAUGUGUGCUGUCUUUUUCUUCUUUGGCUUUAACACUAUUUGUUCCUCUAUAGCGAACAUGGUGCUGAUCUCGGUGGACCGUUAUGUUGCCAUAUGUGAACCUCUGCGUUACCUAAACAACAUAAGUCAAAGGCGAGUUCGGGUCUGUGUUCUGUCGUGUUGGCUUUAUUGUGGUUUUUACACCUUCAUGAUGUUAAAAGACAACCUGAAGCAACCAGGCAGGUUUAACUCCUGCCACGGACAAUGUGUGGUUAACGAGCUGAAAGCAGCCAGGACUCUGGGUGUGGUUGUUGCUGUGUUUCUAAUGUGUUACUGUCCAUAUUUUUGUGUGUCUCUCUCUGGCUAUAACCUCAUGAUGGGUUCUUCAGUUAAUACUUUUAUAAACUGUCUGAUAUUACUAAACUCCUGUCUGAACCCAUUGAUUUACGCCUUUUUCUACCCCUGGUUUAGAAAAUCCAUCAAAAUCAUUGUUACACUUAAGAUACUUCAGCAAAACUCUUGUCAGGAAAACAUUUUGUAG